Molecule: messenger RNA, 128 nt
Organism: Paraglomus occultum
Lineage: Eukaryota; Fungi; Glomeromycota; Glomeromycetes; Paraglomerales; Paraglomeraceae
Source: the annotation of a GenBank genome assembly
CUGUAUAUAAAAAGAAAGAAAAGAAAAAAAAGGAGAUGUCUGAGAGUGUUCCGGGCAUCCCCCGUGACCCACUCAACAGACCCGUGCCGGGAUCUCUUCACCGCAGGCGAGCACUGGUAAAGGGGUGA